This is a messenger RNA of Colletotrichum spaethianum, 690 nucleotides long. RefSeq names its product endo-1,4-beta-xylanase 1. Lineage: Eukaryota; Fungi; Ascomycota; Sordariomycetes; Glomerellales; Glomerellaceae. The record is from RefSeq and is a predicted model, not a curated record. Gene Ontology annotation, molecular function: hydrolase activity, hydrolyzing O-glycosyl compounds. The coding region runs from base 1 to 690 and encodes 229 amino acids. Gene Ontology annotation, biological process: xylan catabolic process. The transcript is spliced from 2 exons.
AUGCGCUCCUUCGCUUCUAUCUUUACGGUCACCCUAGCCGCUGUCGGCUCACUUGCUGCCCCCACCAACGAGCCCGUCACCAGAACGGACCUAAUCAAACGCCAGUCUACUCCCUCCUCUCAGGGAACCCACAAUAGCUAUUUCUACAGCUGGUGGACUGAUGGCGCAUCCCCCGUCACCUACACUAAUGGUGCUGGUGGCUCCUACAGCGUUCAGUGGCAGUCCGGCGGCAAUUUCGUAGGGGGAAAAGGCUGGAAGACUGGUGGUGCCAAGACCAUUAAGUACUCUGGCACUUGGUCUCCCGUCAACAACGGCAACAGCUACUUGACUAUCUACGGCUGGACUAGGAACCCUCUUAUUGAGUACUACAUCGUCGAAAACCACGGAGAGUAUAAUCCCGGCAGCUCGGGUACCCCCAAGGGUGAGGUCACCAGCGAUGGCUCUGUCUACAAACUAUACGAGAGCACCCGUACCAACGCACCCUCCAUCGAAGGCACCCAGACCUUCAAGCAGUUCUGGGCCAUACGCGAGGACAAGCGCACUGGUGGUACUGUCACCACUCAAAACUUCUUCAACGCCUGGGCAAAGGCAGGCAUGAGCCUCGGUACCACUUUCGACUACAUGAUCGUUGCAACCGAAGGCUACAAAUCCGCUGGAUCGGCCAACAUCAACGUUGAGACUGCAGCUUGA